Molecule: messenger RNA, 4174 nt
Organism: Uloborus diversus
Lineage: Eukaryota; Metazoa; Arthropoda; Arachnida; Araneae; Uloboridae
Product: eukaryotic translation initiation factor 4 gamma 2-like
Exons: 21
Coding region: 429-2816 (795 amino acids)
Cellular component (GO): eukaryotic translation initiation factor 4F complex
Molecular function (GO): translation initiation factor activity; mRNA binding; protein binding
Source: RefSeq, a predicted model, not a curated record
UAAAUUGGCUCUCUGUGUCGGACAAAGCUUUUUAUUUUGGUAAAGGUACCUUAACAAUUAAGCUCACAUUUUAUUCUGCUGUGGUCACAAUAAACGUAACAACGGACAGGCAGAGAGGAUCGGGGAGUGCUUCUCGAUGCUCCGGAGGAAGGGACGAACCUCCUCGUCCAGACGCCGCUAGCGUAGGCAGUGCAGCCACUCGCAGAUGGGUACCUCCAAGCAGCAUUAAACGAGAUGCAGUCUCCCCAGAAGAAAAAAAUGAUCAAGUUUUCCGAAGAGUUCGAGGCAUUCUCAACAAACUUACACCGGAAAAGUUCCACAAGCUGAGUGAAGAACUCCUCAGUGUUGGACUUGAUUCCACACAAAUUCUUAAAGGUGUAAUAUUACUGAUAUUUGAUAAAGCUCUCGAUGAACCGAAGUACAGUUCUAUGUAUGCUUUGCUAUGUCGGAAAUUGUGUGAAGAAGCUCCAAACUUUGACGCCCCCUCAAACAACACAGGAAGUCACAAUAACAAUACAUUCCGUCGCCUUUUAUUAGCCAAGUGCCAGGACGAAUUUGAAAAUAGACGAAAAGCCAGCGAAGCCUUUGAUAAAAAAGAUGGCGCUCUUAGCCCAGAAGAAGAGGAACAACGUGGAGUCGCAAAGCAUAAAAUGUUGGGAAACAUUAAAUUCAUUGGAGAAUUGGGCAAGCAGGGAUUGUUACAUGAAGCCAUAUUGCAUCAGUGUGUACAACAGUUAUUGGCCAAAAAGAAGAGGCAGACUAUUAAAGAUGUGGCCGAAGACUUGGAGUGUCUCUGUCAGAUAAUGAAAACUGUUGGACAUAGACUUGAUACUGAUAAAGCAAAGGCACUGAUGAAUCAGUACUUUGAAAGAAUGCAGACAUUCGCCUGUAACUUUGAUCUGCCUUCUCGCAUUCGCUUCAUGUUGCAAGAUGUUUUGGAGCUCAGACAAAAUAGAUGGGUACCAAGGAGAAUCCUUUCCGAACAUGGUCCCAAAACUAUUCAGCAGGUUCGAGAUGAUGCUGCUCGAGAUUUUGGAGCAUAUCUUCAUCAUGCUCUUCCUCAACGUAAUAUGAAUCUUUCUUCUAGUGGCAUGCUUGGUAUGAGCAAAUUGCGCAGUGGAUUAGAUGAUGUUUUCAGUUCUGUUCCUAUAGGUGUAGGCUCUCUUGGUACUGGGCCUGGAGUGAUUUCUACAGACACAUUUCCUGCUUAUUCUAGCAAUAUGGGUCGUCCAGCCAGAGGUGGCAUUGGAGGAUCUGGUUUCCUUACUGGUGGUUCUCAGCCGUAUUUUAACAGUAAUCGUAACAAACAAUUUCCUAACAGAGACCGUGAUCAUGAUCUUUUUCCUGCCUACCAGCAACCAAGACAACAAAAUCAAAGUCAAAACCAGCUUGGAUUUAGUGGAGCUCAGUCAAAUCGAGAUUUGCCUCCUCGAUUUCUGAAGAAAGCUCUUCAACCUCAUACCAGCAAUAGUGAGGAAAUAAGUUUACGUCCAGCACAAAACUCUAUGAUGGUGAAAAGCAAACAAACGUCAUUUACCAAGCCCUCUAACAAUUCAAUUUCUACUUCCAUUUCUGGGACAAGUAACUCUAUUCUACGAGAAACAUCUCCUAUCAUUCCAACUGCUCCUCCCAAUCCUGUUCUUCAAAAAGAACCUCCUGUUAUUGUUAAGCAAGUAACUCAAGAUAAAAACAAGGCUAAUAAACAAAUGCCAUCAAAAGAAGAAGUCAUUAAAAAAAGUGAUGAACUUAUAGCAGAAUAUUUAAAAGUGCAAAAUAUGGAUGCUGCUGUCAAAUCAUUUCGAGAUAUUAAAAUGCCCAAAAAACACGUCAGUGAAGUUCUACUUAUGAUGAUGAAAGUAACUAUUGAGAAAACAGAGAGUGAUAGAGAAUUACUUAGCCAGCUGCUUGCUGAAUUGAAAAAAGAAGGAUUAAUGAAUGGAAAUCAAGUGAUGGAUGCCUUGAAAAGUAUUUUUCAACAAAUAUCUGAAUUAGAAGUUGAAGUCCCACGUGUCAAGUCUCAUGUUGCUGGCUUUGCAGCUAGAGAUAUAGCAAAUGACCUUGUGACUCUGACUCAAGUUGCUGAGCCUUUGGAAGGAGGAACUCAUUAUCCUCUAUUUUUACUUUGUUUACAACAACUUCAUAAAUCUCAAGGUCGAGUUUGGUUGCAUUCUGCUUUUAGUCAAAGCAAAAUCAAUCUUCUGUCUAUGCUACCAGAAAUUGAUAGAACGAAGGAAAGACUGGCUGAUAUUCUAGAAGACCGUGGUUUGAGUUUCUUAUUUCCAUUGCUCCGUAUACAAGCAGAUCUUUGGAAACAACUUCAAACCGACCCAAGUCCUACUUCUCUCUAUAGGUGGAUUAAAGAAUCUGUUGAUACUUCACAACACACAGUGCCUGGUUUCGUCAGCGCCUUAGUGUCUUGUAUGAUUAAAUACAUCACUCAGGAGACUACUUUAGCUGAUGGCUUAGAUCGUUCAAGUGUGCCAGACAAAAUAAUAUUAGAUAAAGAAAAAGAAAUGUUGGAGAAAUUCAAGCCUGUAUAUCAAGCAUUUUUGCAUGAACAUCCAGAUUUACAGCUUGUUGCUCUAUAUGCACUUCAAGUUCAUUGUUACAAUUGUGGUUUUCCAAAAGGAAUGCUUUUAAGAUGGUUCAUGAUGUUUUAUGAUCAAGAGAUUAUUGAAGAAGAUGCAUUUUUGAAAUGGAAAGAAGAUGUGAAUGAUGAUUAUCCUGGAAAAGGGAAAGCACUUUUUCAAGUAAAUCAGUGGUUGACUUGGUUGGAAGAAGCUGAAGAAGAAGGUUCAGAUGAUGGUGAAAAUUAGAUCUUUUGAAAAAGAGACUUCAGUCUAAAGCUAAAAAUAUACGGUUGACUUCUUCCCUUUACAACUACUAUACUCUACAUUUCUUCAUAAGUAACCUACUUCUCAAACAUCGCAAUCCUUUAGGGCCAUUGAAUGCAUUGGGAUUUUAAAUAAUUUUUCCUUUUUGACUGUCUUAAUUGUGCAUCUCUUAUUUUUUCCAUGAAGGUAUUUUCAGCUGUGCGCAUCUUACAUAUAUAUAUAUGCCUGCCAUGUUGGUUCCUUUGUCAAACUUUUGUAUAUUCGAUGGCUCUUUUGGUGGCAGAAAAUUAUGUAUAAAGAUAUAAAACGAAAAUUGAGACUUCUCUGCACUAUGUACUAGUGCAUAUAGGAAAAUUUAAAUGAUGCAGAAUUUAGAUUGUUUUUAACAAAGACUUAUCAUUCUAACUUCUGCACUAGAUGGUUCUGUGGUUAUGUAUAUUUGAUUUGCUUGUUUGAAAUCAUUGAAGAUGGCCACUAAAAUAUUUUGCCAAGGUUUGUUUAAAAACAAAACACACAAGAAAAUCACUUUUUGGCUAUCAUUAAUUUUUGUGGGAGUUGCAUGUGUGAGAAUUUUCAAUUUUAAAAGCAUGAAUUGAAGAACAUUAACCCUUUAUUUCUACUUACUUAUGACUUUAUCCAGUACUUCCAUUAAUUACUAUUAAGAAUUUAAUCAUUUACUGAAAAAUCCUGUGGAAAGGAAUUGCCUUUUAAUUGAAAUUUAGAAUCGUUACUGUAAAAUGGAAAAAUAAUAAAUAUGCAAAGCUUUCGAGAAAAGCAUGUAAAAUUUUUAUUUAUGAUUUGAGUGAAAUCUGGGGAACUUUUGUUAUAAAUAUAGAAACCUGAAAACACCUGUCUUUCAUUAUUUAUGUUAUGAAUGAGUUUAAGGAAUCACAAAGGUAUUUAAAUUAUGUCAGUAUUGUUCCAGACGAAAAAUAUAUGUUUGAAUUUUCUUUAUUUUACUAUGAAAAGUUGAUUAUCAUUCUUUAAGUUUUAUUUUUGUUCAAGAGCCUCUGCUGGCAGAUUUUAGAAAUGUGAAAUUAAAUUGUAGUUUAACAUUUUUGAUGGCUUUUAUGUGACUAAGUUAUCUUCAUACAUUGUAUCUAUUGUGGAUUUUAAAACUGAACUUUCACUUGUUUCGUUAUUCUUUCAUAUAAAUUUUCAUAAUCUUUCUACAAAAGCUUUUGUGUUUUUACUGUUGAUAGACUGGGCAGCAUUAUGAACGAUUCAACCAAUUCUUGACAUGAAAAUUGAUUGUAUGUAGUAAAAUUUCUGAAAACUGUAGACACGGAUUUAAGAGCAAUCAUGUUUGUACUUGAAUAAAAACAUUUUUCGAUACAAAA